Molecule: messenger RNA, 2074 nt
Organism: Myodes glareolus (Bank vole)
Lineage: Eukaryota; Metazoa; Chordata; Mammalia; Rodentia; Cricetidae
Source: RefSeq, a predicted model, not a curated record
AAGUGCUGGAUUCUCCCUUUCCGUGUCACCAACUGAGAGAUUGCAAGUGGGGGCGGGCUGCUCUUGAGCUAGUGGCACGCACAAGUGUGGGGCGGAGCGAGAGCAGGAAGAAGGAGAAAGGAGGGAAGAAAAGGAAGAUCGCGAAGAAAGGUGAGGGAUAAAGAGGGGACCGAGAGCUCAGGUUGGAGCGGGCCAAGGAGUCUUCAGAGCAUUCGACUGGCAUUGAAGAAAGGACAUCAUCAUCAUGGCCUCGGUGUCCACUCAUGGAAGCCAAGAGAAAAGUCCCCACUUGCCACCGUUUAGCAAGCAGAGCCUGUUGUUUUGCCCAAAGUCAAAACUGCACAUCCACAGAGGAGAGAUUGCCAAGAUCAUCCGAGAGUGCCAAGAAGAAAGCUUCUGGAAGAGAGCUCUGCCUUUUUCUCUUAUAAGCAUGCUUGUCACCCAGGGACUUGUCCACCAAGGUUAUUUAGCUGCCAACCCAAGAUUUGGAUCGCUACCUAAAGUUGCAUUGGCUGGGAUCCUGGGAUUCGGCCUUGGGAAGGCUUCCUACAUAAGAGUGUGCCAGAGUAAAUUCCAUUCCUUCGAGGAUCAGCUCCGUGGUGCUGGCUUUGGUCCCGAGCAUAACAGGCACUGCCUGCUUACCUGUGAGGAGUGCAAAACCAGGCGUGGAUUAAGUGAGAAGAAAGGGUCCCAGCCGUCUGCUUCCUAAGCCCCGUCUGUGCUUUUCAGUGAUUUCUAAACCUCUGAAUCUGUACACGUUUAAACUUCCAAGUGUACUCUAAAAUAAUCCACUUCUAUUGAAACAGAAACCUUGUCCUUCUCGCGUUCCUUUGAAAUGCUUGUGCUGGAAGGCUCUCUCGGUUGACUUGAGCAUGGCAUAUUCUUCCGUUCUUCGAGAACAUGUUGGAAGCCACCACACACUACCCAGGAAAUAAAGUUACACCCUUCCAUGGCUUGCAGCUUCCUGAGAGAAUUUUGAGUAGCUUCUGGGUAGGCUUUCCUGCAAGUCUUUUACUGCGCUUUUCUUCUUCUUCUUCUUCUUCUUCUUCUUCUUCUUCUUCUUCUUCUUCUUCUUCUUCUUCUUCUCCUUCUCCUCCUCCUCCUCCUCCUCCUCCUCCUCCUCCUCCUCCUUCUCCUCCUCCUUCUCCUCCUCCUUCGUCUUCUUCUUCGUCUUCUAUUUCAGUGAUUUAAGUUCUCUGGUAGGGAACAGGAAUGAAUGAUGUGGGAGUUAGUCGGGAAGCCAUGACCUAAAGAAAACCUAUGUAUAUGGAUCUAGAAAUCCAGGAAAGAUUGUGUUUUAGUACUAGAAGUCCAUCCUAAAGUCUAGGAGCUGAGAUUUGUAAUUCGAUAGGAAAUAUUUCCUGUGAAAGGGUCAUCAUACUAACCAGCUUGUAUGAUCAGGAGCUCAUCUCAGCGCAGGAGCUGUGAAAGUGCCCAUCACCUGUAGGUGACCUGUUUGGCUCGUGGGUACAUCCCAUUGUCAGCACUCAAUAGCCGGUUCUUUUACCAAUUAUUAGUGGCCUCAGAGAAGAAAGACAGCUUCCUGACCUGCUCUCCCAGGGAGCAGCUUACUGGAAGGAGAACCAGAGGACUGAAUUAAUUCUAAAAGUGAGAAACUCUUGGAACUUGUGGGAGCUCAGAGGCAGCCAGCGCAAUGGUAUGAGUUGUGUUUCUUCUCCAGACAACCUGUUACAUGGGAAGUGUGGUCUUUUUGGAACCUCUUGCUUUAUGGCAUGUUGGCUGAGCCCCAUAGAAAAACUCCCUUUGCAUCUUCGCUUUCCUUGCUUCUCAGGAAAAUGCUCUGUCUACAAGUCACCAUUCAAAUAUAGAGUAUGCGUGUGGGAUGGGGGCUGCUUAUCCUCGAUGUAUCUACAAGCCUGGAGUUAAAAAGAAAAUUUCAUCAGAGGUUAACAUUUGAUGUGAAAUCAUUUCACUUUAAUCAUUAAAACAUGUGGAGGCUUAUUUUUGUGUGAACAUUAAAUGAAUGAAAUGGAGGGGUUUGAUGGAGUUGAUUUUUAUAUGACUUAUCCUGUUUGACAGUCAAUAAAAUUCUAUUUCUGAAAAUUAAAAGACA